Messenger RNA from Nicrophorus vespilloides, 2167 nucleotides. Its product is annotated as pre-mRNA-splicing factor CWC22 homolog. NCBI's taxonomy places the organism in Eukaryota, Metazoa, Arthropoda, Insecta, Coleoptera, Silphidae. The record is from RefSeq and is a predicted model, not a curated record. Gene Ontology annotation, molecular function: RNA binding. The transcript is spliced from 2 exons. Bases 402 to 1340 code for a protein of 312 amino acids.
UUUUGGCACCUUCGGAGGAACGCUCUCGACGUAGGACAGAUACGCAACGACCACAGCCUUAGGGUUUUCUGACUUCAAAAUGAAGCCAGUCUUCGUUUCCACAAUAAUAUCCUUUCGGUUGCCGGCCCCCCUCAACCACAAUUUAGAUAGUUGCGAUCUCGUUGUCGCCUCACGCACGUUUAUCUUGAAAACAUUCAGAGAUUUUUUGUUUGCAAAAUCCUUCUUAUCUGUUGAAACAGCAAGUUCUUGUGGCGUUUUGAAGACCUCGACAUUGCCAUCUUUGGUUUACGUUGUAGUAGUUUUUUACGGAUUCUUUCUUUGGUCUUCCGCGUUUCCACUUUCCCUGCUCCCAACCGGAACUCGUGAUCUCCAAAGGUCAUUUCAGUGCUGGAUCUCUCAAGAUGAGCACGGAUCAGAGACCAUCGACAAUGUUAGACGCUUUUCCUACACAAAAGCCGAACAAAUUCGGGUUGAUCGUGAGAAAUCUCCCGUCGGAGAUAAUCGAGGAGGAUUUGCAUCACAUGUUUCAAGACGUGGGUCUAUUAUCUUCGGUGGAUUUGAAUUCGAGGAGGGCCGUGGUGACGUUCACCUCGCGUUUGGAGGCGGAGAGGGCUAGAAGAAUGUUCGACGGUUUGUUCCUGGAUGGAAGACCGUUGGUACUUCACUUGCAGGAGAAUCACGAAGAGAAGAUACUGAAGGAGAGGACAGGGAAUGUGAAGGUGGGAGAGGACAAGGCAAGAGAAGACACGUCAAGAGAAGUCAGGUUAAGAGAAGACAGGUCAAGAGAGCACAGGGCAAGAGAAGACAGGUCAAGAGAUGACAGGACAAGAGAUGAUAGGUCAAGAGAAGACAGGUCAAGAGAGGACACGUCAAGAGAAAUCAGUUUAAGAGAAGACAGAUCAAGAGAGCACAUGGUAAGAGAAGACAGGUCAAGAGAUGACAGGUCAAAAGAUGACAGGUCAAGAGAAGACACGUCAAUAGAAGUCAGUUUAAGAGAAGACAGGUCAAGAGAUGACAGGUCAAGAGAAGACAGGUCAAAAGAGGACAGUUCAAGAGAUGACAGGUCAAAAGAAGACAGGUCAAAAGAGGACACGUCAAGAGAAGUCAAGUUAAGAGAAUACAGGUCAAGAGAGCGCAGGGCAAGAGAAGACAGGUCAAGAGAGAACAGGUCAAUAGUUAACAGGUCAAGAGAAGACAAGUCAAAAGAUGACAGGUCAAGAGAUGACAGGUCAAGAGAGAACAGGUCAAGAGAGGACAGGUCAAGAGGAGUCAGGGUAGUAGAGGACAGGGCAAGAGAAUACAGGACAGGAGAAGACAGGAGGAAAGCGUUUAAAGUUUGAACUGUAGUGAUUAGUUGUUUGAUUUUUUUUUAAAACGUAAGAUAAGUGCAAAUCAAUUAUUGGUAAUUUCAAAUGUAAAUUGGAGGGUUGCGUGUGCGGGUUUGCAGAGCGAAGAUGGAAUAAUAAAACGACGUGAAACCAUCGGCCACCCAGGAGUUACGUAAAGAUGUGAAUCGAACGUUGUUGGGAGUAAUAUCAUCUUCAAUUUAAAAUAUCGAGGGACAGCAGACCUUUUCAGCUAAUAGCUGUUAUUUCGGACAAAUGAUGUUUCCUCUUCGUUUUUCUUCUUCUUCUGCGAACGGUCAGCAAACAACCGGGAGGGUAAUAACAAUAUCGCUGAAAAGGUUAGCAAAAGCGGCCAGGUGACAUUUGAAUAGAAUUCCAAGGUGAGAUCUCUGGAAUGUUGCAGCUCAUACUCUCAUACUCUUUUCCAAAUGAAGAAGGUGGAGAGGAGGAGAGUUCUUCGAAAGGGAAUUUGCAAAAAUUCUCUUGGCCGGGCCCGAAUUAAAAAAAAAAAACUGUCGCUGACCUUAAUUUUGAUUGAUGUAAGUGGACUACAAUAAUCUGGCGAUUCAUUCAACUCUCAUUACCCGCCGCUAAUCACCUGUGAGCGAUCCGCGCAAAGGUAAAACUGCUCGCAAUUAUCGCGCAUAUAAAUCCGACUGUUUAUUUACAUCGUUUUCUCUCAUUAAAUCUCGUGCACCUAUUUUUUUUUAAAAUUUUCUUAAACUCUUAUUUACUUCUGCAUUCACAUCUUUGCGCACGUCCCGUAACAGAUACACGCCACUUCCGAAAAUUUCUAAUCCAAAUUUUGUCUUCAAACAAAC